Molecule: messenger RNA, 1338 nt
Organism: Thermothielavioides terrestris NRRL 8126
Lineage: Eukaryota; Fungi; Ascomycota; Sordariomycetes; Sordariales; Chaetomiaceae
Exons: 1
Coding region: 1-1338 (445 amino acids)
Biological process (GO): protein phosphorylation
Molecular function (GO): protein kinase activity; ATP binding
Source: RefSeq, a predicted model, not a curated record
AUGCCUCACGCUUCCCAGCCAGAGCCUAUGUUUGGCCUUCUUUUCCAAGACGCGCCGCAUGACCACCUCCUCGUCCGCUUUUUCGGCUCCGGCGCGUCUUGCCAGACCUCGCUCGUCUGCCCCGUCGGUGGUGGCCCCGUUCGCGUCCGGAAGGCCCUCAAGUCCACCGCCAUCGCCACGGGUUCCCUCAACGAGAGCGCCGAGGUCCAGUUCGACCGCGACGUCGCCGUGGCCCGCCAACUCCACGCCCGCGCCGCCGCCACCGGCUACCGGUUGCUCGUCCCCAAGCUCCUCGGGGAGUACCCGCCGCUCCCGGGCCAGCCGCAGCGGGGGAAGCAGCGACGGGGGUCGUCACACCCGCCGACGGCGCCGCGCUCGUCCUACUGGACCCUCUGCAACGGCGGCACGCUCUUCGGCUUGGACAUGGCUUGCGUCCGGGCCGGCGUCUCCCUCCCGCGCGGGCUGGUCCUGCACUUUCUGCAGCAGGUGCUCGAGACGCUCGAGUUCAUGCACGCGGACCCCGUCGCGCCCGUCUUCCACCGCGACCUGCACCCCGAGAACGCGCUGCUGCACUUCGCGCCCGGCCGGCUCCUCCCGGACCUCUACAUCAUCGACUUCGGCCGGGCCGGGACGCGCGCCGCCCCCACUGCAGCAGCGGCUGCAGCCGCAACCACCGAAGACGACGACGACGACGACGACCGCCAACGGCGCUGCUGCUGCACCCGCGCCCGCUGCGACUGCAAGGCCUGGGAUGUCUCGCGCCUGCUGCACGACGACCUCCUGUCGCUGCUGCGUUGCCCAGACCACCGCCACCCCCGGCCCGACAUCGACACCGACACCGGCAGCGAGAGCGACACCGACACCGACACCGACGCGGCGGCGGGAUCCUGCCCGCUGUGCCGGGCCCGGCGGAUGCUACAGGCCGCCGACCGCGCGUACUGGGCGAUCGUGGCCGAAGACGAAGCAGCGGCCGCCGCGGGGGGGCACGGGCGCGGGCGAGCGCAGCAGCACCGCAAGCGGCAGCUGGCCGUGCCCACGCUGCAGCCCAUCAUCGGCUUCCUGCGGCGCGAGGUGGCGCACGAGCUGGAGCGGGUCGCGACGGCGGCCGAGUUCGCCGACUUCCGGCGGCGGGUGCUGGUGCCGGUGCGCAAGGCGGCGCUGGCGCUGGAGGCGGCGGCGCCGCGCGUGGCGGCCACGGCGGGCGAGCUGGUCGCCGCCUGCGAGGGCGUGCCGGGCCCGUGGAGCGUCGUCGCGCUCGAUGUCGACGCGGAUGGGUGCGCUGUGGACGACCCGAGGGUCGUGCCGGCCGGGCCGCGGCGCAGCGAGGAGGAACUGUGA